AUGCUUCGCCAAUUCAUCCGUCCUGCCGCUACUGCCAACCGGGCUGUCUUCACCCGCUCCUUCUCCGUUGCUGUUCCUCGUAUGGGCGAAGGUGACACCGGUGCCCCUCGCACUGGUGGUGGUGGCGCCAGCGGUGACUCAUUCACCAAGCGCGAGGCUGCUCAGGAGAGCCUUUACAUUCGUGAGAAGGAGCUUGAGAAGUAUGUUUUUGCAGAGCUGAAUGACCAGGGUAACCCCAGAGCUAACCAGGGUGACAGGCUCGCUCAACUUAAGAAGAAGAUUACCGAACAGCGCAAGCACUUGGAUGAGCUAGAGACCCACAUCGAUGGCCUGAGCCGGAAAUAG
Molecule: messenger RNA, 345 nt
Organism: Penicillium paradoxum
Lineage: Eukaryota; Fungi; Ascomycota; Eurotiomycetes; Eurotiales; Aspergillaceae
Exons: 3
Coding region: 1-345 (114 amino acids)
Biological process (GO): negative regulation of ATP-dependent activity
Cellular component (GO): mitochondrion
Molecular function (GO): ATPase inhibitor activity
Source: RefSeq, a predicted model, not a curated record